CAGACCAAUCGGUGCCCUGACGGAAAGUGUGUGAACCAACCAGGUUACUAUAUUUGUGUAGAAGAGAGCAAGAUAAUUAAGUUUAUCCUCGUGGGUAUUGGAACAGGCCUGGUGACCCUACCCUUGCUUCAUUUGUUAUGGCUGUCCCACAAGAUCAUGAAGAUAAGGAAAGAAAUCAAACUCAAAGAGAGGUACUUCAAACAGAAUGGGGGUCUCUUGUUGCGGCAACAACUGUGUUUGUCUGAAAACAAUGUUGACAAGAGCAAAUUGUUCAGCUUAAAGGAUUUGCAGAAGGCCACUGACAAUUUCAACAAGAAUAGAAUACUCGGCCAAGGUGGGCAAGGAACCGUCUACAAGGGGAUGCUCGCAGAUGGAGGAAUCGUUGCCAUCAAGAAGUCAGAAGCGAUCAAUAUGGGAAAAGUUGAACAGUUUAUCAAUGAGAUUGCCAUUCUCUCGCAGAUCAACCAUAGGAAUGUCGUUAAGCUACUGGGGUGUUGCUUGGAAACAGAGUCGCCCCUUUUGGUGUACGAAUUCAUAUCGAAUGGGACUCUUUUCCAGUAUUUACAUGACAAUCAAGUAUCGUGGGACACACGCCUUCGAAUUGCUACUGAAGUGGCAGGAGCCUUGUCCUAUCUACAUUCUUCGGCAUCAAUCCCAAUCUUUCAUCGAGACAUCAAGUCUUCUAAUAUUCUCUUGGACGACAAAUACCAAGCAAAAGUGGCUGACUUUGGCACUUCCAAGUCGUUUUUGGUCAAUCAAACUCAUGUGACCACUAGUGUCCAAGGGACAUUUGGGUACUUAGACCCCGAGUAUUUUCAAUCAGGUCAGUUCACAGAUAAGAGUGAUGUGUACAGCUUCGGUGUGGUCCUCGUGGAACUCUUGACAGGGCAAGAGCCAAUCGCAUUUCUGGAAAAAGAUAAUAAGAGAAACCUUGCAAGCUUUUUUCUUCUCUCGAUGGACGAGAACUGCCUGUUCGACAUUGUGGACACUGGAGUUUUGAAACAAGGUGAGAAAGACGGGAUCGUCACCUUUGCUAACCUUGCGAGAAGGUGCUUGAAGUUACAUGGGAAAAUGCGACCUACAAUGAAAGAAGUGGCAAUUGAACUGGAGCGAAUUAGAAUGCUGGAUUAUUCUGCCAUCAAGCAUGGACAUAGCCAAGAGAACAGUAAGUAGCACACAUUUGAAAUCUGAGGUGUCCACACUAUCGAACUUGC
Molecule: messenger RNA, 1214 nt
Organism: Eucalyptus grandis
Lineage: Eukaryota; Viridiplantae; Streptophyta; Magnoliopsida; Myrtales; Myrtaceae
Product: wall-associated receptor kinase-like 22
Exons: 2
Coding region: 157-1173 (338 amino acids)
Biological process (GO): cell surface receptor signaling pathway; protein phosphorylation
Cellular component (GO): plasma membrane
Molecular function (GO): protein serine/threonine kinase activity; ATP binding
Source: RefSeq, a predicted model, not a curated record